GGCAAGGAAGUGAAAGAUCGAGAGUUCGGAAUGACACGGGAGGGGGUUUCCGGUGCUACUGGUCAUCAACGAGAAGAGGGAGAUCAGCGGAUGUCGCAGAACCUUGAUUCGCAGUUCUCCUGAUCCUUCACCGACUGUUUUUAGGUUGAACACUUGAGACUAGGCUGCCUGGCUUUCGACCACCAUGGGACGGAUUUGCCAACUAGUAAUGGGACCGGCCGGAUCCGGCAAAUCCACAUACUGCUCUACGAUCAUCACACACGCCCAGACCACCAAACGAACAAUACAUCUGGUCAACCUGGACCCCGCGGCCGACAAAUUUGAGUAUCAGCCAGCUGUGGACAUUCGGGAUCUUAUCAGUGUCGAUGAUGUGCAGGAGGAGUUGGGAUAUGGACCCAAUGGGGCUAUGAUCUACUGUUUGGAGUACUUGAUACAAAAUAUCGACUUCCUGGAAGAAGAGCUAGGGAAUCAGGAAGAUGACUACCUCCUCCUAGAUCUCCCCGGCCAAAUCGAACUCUACACCGCGCACCCCAUCAUCCCCUCCCUCGUGAGCACACUCCACCGCCUCGACUACCGCGUAUGCGGCGUCUACCUCCUCGACUCGACCUUCAUCGACUCCCCGCCCAAAUUCUUCUCCGGCGUCCUCUCCGCCAUGUCCGCCAUGGUCCAGCUCGAAAUCCCGCAUAUCAACGUGCUCUCCAAAGUCGACCUGCUGCCACCACAGGCCAAAAAGUCGCUCGACAAGUACCUCAACCCUGACAGGGAGCUGCUUGUGGGCGAUAUCACCGCCACGACCCGCCCGAAGUUUCACGCAUUGAACGAGGCGCUGGUGCAGCUGAUUGAGGAGUACAACAUGGUCUCGUUCAUUCCGAUGAAUAUUCAGGAUGAGGAUAGUAUUGAGUUGGUGCUGAGUUGUGUUGAUAAUGCGGUGCAGUAUGGGGAGGAUUUGGAACCCAAGGAACCGGUGGAUGAGUGGGAGCAGGAGGAGGAUGGGUCGGAGGAGUAUUAGGCCCUUGGCCUUACGGAUGCCCGUCCCGCUAAUCUAGGGAUGUAGGGUUGUUACCAUAGAAUGUACAUAUUUCGUUAUUA
Fimicolochytrium jonesii is the source of this 1089-nucleotide messenger RNA. RefSeq names its product GPN-loop GTPase. Lineage: Eukaryota; Fungi; Chytridiomycota; Chytridiomycetes; Spizellomycetales; Powellomycetaceae. The record is from RefSeq and is a predicted model, not a curated record. The transcript is spliced from 3 exons. Bases 185 to 1009 code for a protein of 274 amino acids. Gene Ontology annotation, molecular function: GTPase activity.